Blastocystis hominis is the source of this 378-nucleotide messenger RNA. RefSeq lists its product as hypothetical. The record is from RefSeq and is a predicted model, not a curated record. The transcript has 3 exons. Lineage: Eukaryota; Bigyra; Opalinata; Blastocystidae. The coding region runs from base 1 to 378 and encodes 125 amino acids.
AUGGAAAAACAGUCCUUCAAGAUUGUUCUUCUCGAUUUUCCUGCUCUCUCCGCUCUCGAAGACAUCCUCGCUUCGCUGGAGGCUGGAGAGAGUUUCUACUCCAUCGAUCCCUACAUCAAGGACGCUAUCAAUUAUUUUAACAAACAAAACCAGAUUCAGGAGCGUUUCUCCCGCAUUCAGUCCAUCGCGCCCAGCGAAGAGUCUAUUCACGCAGUGAAAACGUUCUCCACGGAAGCGGGCUACAGCGAACAAUUGACGGAGCUAGAUAUUCUGUUUAUGGCAGCGGCGUAUGAGAUGGAAAAGACCAGAUUCGGAAUUGAGCACAUAAACCACAUUCCUUUACUAACAGUACAUUUCAGUGGUGGAUGCGAGAAAUAG